AUGAAGACCUCUAUUGCCAUCAUUUCUGCUUCCGUGGCUUCUGUCAUGGCCGGCCCCUUCCCCAUCAGCACCAAGCAAUGCAACGUUGUCCCCAGCGCUGCUGUCAACGGCAAAGUCCAUCCUUACCAUAACGGCAAGGCUGACACUGCAGUUGACUGCCAGACCGACUGUGCUUCUGAUGAUUCCUGCCAGAGCUUUGCUUUUGGUCUUAUCAAGGGGGCUCACCAGCCCAGCUGCCUUCUUUUUGAGGUGUCUGCUGCCAAGGUGCCUGCUCGCAACGAUGGUCUGCACGUCUUUGACAAGGAGUGUGCUGCUGAUCGUGUGCCUACUUCGGCUCCUACCACUGCUCAGCCUUGGGGAACUGUUCCCAAGAAGGUCCUCGUGCGCCGAGCUACGCAGUGCAACUGUGCUGCUACUGGCUCUGCGGACAACAGUGUUCAGCCUUUCAAGACCACUACUGCGGCUACUGCAAAGGACUGCCAGGCUCUUGCUGAGGCUGACACUUCUUGCUUGAGCUUCCUCUAUGGUCUCUCUGGUGACCCCAAGUCUCCUGUCUGCAAGCUCUACAAGGUCGCGGCCUCCAAGAUCCCUGCUCGCAGCGACAGCCUCUUUAUCUUUGACAAGGGAUGCUCCUCCAAGCAGGUCCCCACCACCGCUCCUACCGAAGAUGCUCCUCGUGGUCUUGUCUCUGUAUCCGUCAAGGUCACCAAGGGUGACAACAAGAACGAGUAUCAGGACACCAAGGCUAAGUCUUCCAAGAACGAUGAGCACAAGGAAGUCGCAAAGGCCAAGAGUACCAAGGUCCAGAUCUCUCAACCCAAGGCUACCAAGGUCAACAAGAGUGAGAAGAACAAGGUCCAGUAUGCUGUACUUGAGGUCACUGAACAUGCUGUGAGCCCCAAGCUCAAGUCUACCAAGACUUUGAUUUCGAAGCCUAAGGCCACUAAGGUCGCCAAGGUUGAGAACGGAAAGGAUCAGUACGCUCAGCCCACCAAGGUUUCCAACCCUAAGACCAAGGUAACCAAGAUCGCUGAGGUUGAAAACAAGAACGAGACUCAGGACAACAAGGCCAAGGACACUGAGUCCAAGGGCACCAAGGCUGAGGAUACCAAGGCCAAGGCUGAGGGCAAGAAGCAGGCCAAGGCUACCAAGGUCCAGGGCAAGCAGUAUCAGGCCACCAAGAUCGCCGAGAUUGAGAGCAACAAGGGCAGCAAGGGUCAGGGUACCAACAACAACGACGCCAAGGUCGACAGCCCCAAGACUCUGGUUACCAAGGUUCGCAACAACGAGCAACAGGCAACCCAGGCUGCCAAGGCUGACGGCAAGAAGUCUGAGUGCAAGACUACCAAGACUUCCAAUGCCCAGCCCAAGGUCACCCAGGCUUACUAG
This is a messenger RNA of Fusarium pseudograminearum CS3096, 1389 nucleotides long. RefSeq lists its product as uncharacterized. Lineage: Eukaryota; Fungi; Ascomycota; Sordariomycetes; Hypocreales; Nectriaceae. The coding region runs from base 1 to 1389 and encodes 462 amino acids. The transcript has a single exon. The record is from RefSeq and is a predicted model, not a curated record.